UUUGAGUGCGGCUGCGCGCGGCCCAAUGUUGUUGCCGUUGCUGACGCGAUAUGUGAAGAAAAGAAUAUUGGAGAAAAUAAAGAUUUGGACAGGGAGGGGAGCCUCCUGUCGUGGCUCCUCAACCGCAGCUACAGAUCAAAUUGGCAAGCUAGCUAACCAAGUGAAAUUAAGUGCGUUUUUGUAGUUACGGAGGCUGAAGGGGACUUUACUUAACGUCACCCUAUGUGAUCGCCCUUCCCUGUCGCCGGACGCUACACAGGGCCAAGCAACAAAAAAGCUAAUCGCCAUUAUAUGAUCCAUUAUCUAGCGUCACUAUUGCCCUCCAUGUGGGUGAGGGAAUUGUGUGUGUCAGAUUAUGGCGAGAAAAACAGUUAGCAGGAAAAGGAAGGCAGGAGAGCCCAAGGAUCAACAACAGGUGGGCUGGUGCCAGUCAACGUACAAGCGGAGUCGCGUAUCAUCCUCGUCCCGCCACGCGCAGCAGUGGUGGCGCAGCCGGCGUUCAGUCGUGUGCGCCCUGCGGGGGCGGGAGUUCCGGCCUCAGCAACAGCAUGAGUGGCGGCUCCAGCGGAGCCUACGUGGCUUCGCUGCCGGGAGGCUUCCCGGCAUUCUCAAAGAGAGGGAGUUCUCCCUGGGCCGCCUCAACAAGGUGUUCGCCUCCCAGUGGCUCAACCACCGCCAGGUGGUGUGUGGGACCAAGUGCAAUACGUUAUUUGUGGCAGAUGUUUUGACUGGGCAGAUCACACGGAUCCCCAUGCUAAAGGACAGAGAGGGCAGAGCCGGAGGAACUCUGCCCACAGGGACCCCUUUCCUCCCAGGUGUGGGUUCAGGGUCUGGGCUGGACCAGCAGGGCUGUGGGAUCCACGCCAUUGAGCUCAACCCUUCCAGUACACUUCUAGCGACUGGAGGAGACAACCCUAACAGUCUGGCUGUUUACCGGCUACCAACCCUGGACCCUGUCUGCGUGGGAGAUGAUGGCCAUAACGACUGGAUUUUUUCCAUUGCAUGGAUCAGUGACAGCAUGGCUGUGUCUGGGUCUCGGGAUGGUUCCAUGGGCCUGUGGGAGGUGUCUGAGGAGGUGCUGAGCCAGGCAGAGAGAAAGCAGAGCGAGGAGGGGGUCCCCUGCUACUCCCACAUCUCUCACCGUGCCCUGGAGGACAUCCCCAAGGAGUACACCAACCCCUACAACUGCAAAGUGCGAGCCCUGGCGUUCAACAACAACCACAAGGAACUUGGCGCUGUCUCUUUGGAUGGCUAUUUUCACCUCUGGAAGGCUGAGCAAAACUUGUGCAAGCUAUUGUCCACUAAGCUGCCUCACUGCAAGGAGAACGUGUGCCUGGCAUACGGGCAGGACUGGUCCGUGUACGCUGUGGGCUCUCAGGCUCAUGUGUCCUUCCUGGACCCUCGGCAGCCCACCCACAGCAUCAAGUCUGUCAGCUCCCGGGAGCGAGGAAGCGGGAAUCUGCUAGGGAUCCGCUCUGUGAGUUUCUAUGAGCACAUAGUGACGGUGGGCACAGGUCAAGGUUCCCUUCUCUUCUAUGACAUCCGAGCCCAGCGGUUUCUGGAUGAUCCCCUGAGUCCAGCCGGCGGGUACCGGCAGCGCCCAGGAGAGGGCAUCCUAAAACUCACCACAGGGAAGGGCUGGCUGAAUCAUGACGAGACGUGGAGGAGCUACUUCUCUGACAUCAACUCCUUCCCCAACGCCGUGUACACGCACUGCUACGACGACUCCGGCACCAAGCUUUUCGUGGCUGGUGGCCCUCUGUGCUCAGGCCUCCACGGCAACUACGCAGGACUCUGGAGUUAGCCUUCUGACCCCUCCCCCCCCGUCUUCACUUUGGUGUCCCUGAUUUCUCCUUCACUCAUUCCUCCACCCCCUUGUCCCUCAAGCUUAAGUGGGAUGGCCUUCCUUCCUCUUAAGUAGCCCUUCAUCCAUUUUUGGUCCUCCUCCUUUGUUGUUUAGUGUCUCCUUCACUUGGGUCAUCACUUUAUCUCCCUUCCUUACUCUUGGACUCAGGAGCAUGAUCUUGUCCCCCCCCCCUUCUUAUUGAAUCUUCUGUUCAAUAUUACUUUCCCACUCACCACUUUUUUAAUUUCCACAGUAACUAGCGAUGUUUAACAAGUUGCAAGGUCUGCCACUGAAACAGGAAACGGAAGUGUCCAAUUUCUAAUUGUAAACCAGUGCAAACACUGCAAUGGGCCAGACUGGAUGUCAUGUUUUUGCGUUCUUUUUUGGUGGUGUACUUUGUCAUUGUUGCAAAGUGUUUUUCUUUGGUUGUGACUUGCGUCUACUUUUUGGAAUGUUUUCCGUAUGGUGACUGCCCUCAUUAUUUUUCUCUCUUUCCGAAAUGGACGGCAAUGAAAAGGAGAGGAAGGGUGGGGGGGAUUUAAAGCAGAUGAGAUUUGAAGGAAUAAGUUUGACUAGUGGAGUUUGAUUUUUAUAAGAAACUGAAAGAGGACAUGUUUAUUGGCUGGACUGGGCCACCCAUUCCCGCAUUGGCCCGUAAGGAAAUAGUGAUAAAGAACAACCCAAUCAUACACAACGCAAGAAGGUGGAGAAGGAAUCAAAUGUUGGCUGCGUAACGUUUUUUCUCUGAUGAUGUAAAGGUGUGAUGACUGUAGAUGCUAAAUGCAUAUGUUUUCUGCUUUGAAUAAUCCUGGAGAAUGCCGAUUUUAUUUUGAUUCCAACUGUGUGAUUUGACAAAUGUAAACUUGUUGGUAUUAUUACAAUUAGCUUUAUUGUUAUUAUUUAUUUACCCCGCUCUCGCUGUCACCCUGUAUGGCAUACAUCGAGGGCCAUCCAAGUUCUUUGAUGGUUGCAAUGACUGCUUGCUCUUUAUGUGCCCCAAAUACUUAGUCAGGUGUCCAUGACACGUAACAUAAUUUGUAUUAUUAUAUAUUUUUUGCUUAAUCCUGUAAAGAAAUUAGGGACCCCUUAUGGAAAGUCUUAGGUCAUAUCUAGGCUUAUAACUACUCACAAGGUUGCCCAAAAGUGAGCAGUGAUCGCCAGUAUGGGCCACAGUGUUUUCUAAUUUAGUUUAAAAAAGGUAGAGAAGAGAAGGACUUCAUUGAUUCCUGCUGGUAAAUUGCACUGUUACUCUACUCUGACUUUGAAAAGGUAAACUCUAACUUCAUAAAGUUAUCAAUCAGUAGCCUGAAAAACCAAGGAUGGGGAGG
Osmerus eperlanus (European smelt) is the source of this 3174-nucleotide messenger RNA. It is a transcript of the gene dcaf12, whose product is annotated as DDB1 and CUL4 associated factor 12. Gene Ontology annotation, cellular component: Cul4-RING E3 ubiquitin ligase complex. The coding region runs from base 356 to 1804 and encodes 482 amino acids. Gene Ontology annotation, molecular function: protein binding. The record is from RefSeq and is a predicted model, not a curated record. Lineage: Eukaryota; Metazoa; Chordata; Actinopteri; Osmeriformes; Osmeridae. The transcript has 10 exons.